Messenger RNA from Acanthosepion pharaonis, 2649 nucleotides. NCBI's taxonomy places the organism in Eukaryota, Metazoa, Mollusca, Cephalopoda, Sepiida, Sepiidae. The record is from the annotation of a GenBank genome assembly.
AUGGAAGAAAAACGAGAAGAAUCAAUCAAACAAUUUGGAAGACAGAGUAACAAUUUUUACAUGGAUCCUUCAGAAAAAGUGAAAGAGAAUUUGGCAGUGUCCAUUCAACAUUAUGCCCAAGAACCCAUAAAUGCCAUUGCCCUGAACAGAGACAGUAGUCGUGUGGUCAUUGCAGGACGACAAGUUUUUAAAAUCAUUAGCAUUGAAAACGACAAAUUUGUUGAAAGUGUAAAUUUCCGGGUCGGCAAAAACAUUAAUCUUAACUUCAGUGCUGCCGAUGUCACAUGGAACCACAUUGAAGAAAACAAAUUGGCAUCAGCAGCCACUAACAGCUCUGUAGUGAUAUGGGAUUUGAACAAACCUUCAAGAUCCAAGCUGUGUGAUGUGUACACAUCUCACAAGAGAACAGUGAAUCGCGUCACUUUCCACAACAAAGAACCAUUUCUUUUGCUCAGUGGCUCCCAAGAUGGGGACAUGAAAAUAUUUGAUACCCGUCGAAAGGAAGUUACAACAACUUUUAGUGGCAAGGAGAGUGUGCGUGAUGUUCAAUUUUGUCCACAAACUGACGGUUAUUUCCGAUUUGCAGCCGGACUUGAAAAUGGUAUUGUACAGGAAUGGGAUAUCCGGCGCCCUGAUCGGCCAGAAAGAGAAAUAACAGCCCACACUGGACCAGUAUUUACAUUAGACUGGAAUCCCAUCGAUAAGAACUGGCUUGCAACUGGGGGAAGAGACAGGGCAAUUAAAGUGUGGGAUUUACCUUCACGGAAGCUUGUCCACAUUGUCCACACAAUGGCCUCCGUGGCUAAAUGUAAGUGGCGUCCAGAGCACAAACAACUAAUUGCCAGCAGCUCCCUCCUCGUGGAUUUUGCUGUGAACAUCUGGGAUAUUCGGAGACCAUACAUUCCUCUGGCUGCUUUCAACAAACACAAAGAUGUUGCUUCAGUUGAUGAACUUAAUACGCCUACUCCCACUUGUCCUCCCAGCAAUAUAUUACAAAGUUUAGAGCCCUCGAUGUGGGCCAAUAGUAACCUCUUCUUGUUCACCCCUGAUAAUUCAUUUGAUCUUUCAGUGGAUUGGUUCGUUAAUUUUGCCAAACUGUACUGGCUUAGCGGCAAGUCUUUUGAAGAAAUCUGUGAUCAUAAUGCUUCCAUUGCGCAGAAGCUCAACAGAAAACAGGUCUCCCUGACGUGGUUAAUUCUGAAAACCUUGUUCACCUGUACCUCUCCAAACAAUAUCACCCCGCCUUAUCAUGCAGGACCUGGCUAUCCAAUCCUCAGCAAAAUUGUCGAAGCAAUUGCAGACAAAAACUGUGAAAUUGAAAAAGAACACCCUACUGGAGAGAACACUUCAGGAUGCAGCGAUGAAGAAUCCGAAGCUGAAAACGAGGCCCUUCCAGAGAAAAAUUUAGCCAAUAUUGCAACGGGUUUGGCCAAUCAGACAGGAGAUUUCUUUUUUGGAGAUGGUGAAACAGAUUUCCCUUAUGAUUUGGACGACAAUGAUAGCGUUGUUCCAGACAAACAGGACUGGUCUCUUCCUGCGGAAGCCUUCCAACUUCGUCACGAAUUGCAAUUUGGGAUGGCUCCACCAGUUCCCAUGACACACGACUCCCCUGCCAGUGCCAAUGACAGCGAUGUCAACUCCUUCAAUACAAUGGGCCAAUCCUUCGGAUGGAGGCUGAUGGAGAGACAUUCUCUCUCCAAGAUCAGCUUACCUUUCACUCUCCCUUGCUUCAUCUCUAAUUUUCUUACUCUCCAUUUCCUCCAAUCCUCUUCCUUUCUCUCUCAUCACCCUUCCCUUGCUCUUUCUCUCUUAUCGCCUUUCCCUUGCUCUUUCUCUCUCAUCGCCCUUCCCUUGCUCUUUCUCUCUCAUCGCCCUUCCCUUGCUCUUUCUCUCUCAUCGCCUUUCCUUGCUCUUUCUCUCUUAUCGCCCUUCCUUGCUCUUUCUCUCUUAUCGCCUUCCCUUGCUCUUUCUCUUCGUCGCCUUCCCUUGCACUUUCUCUCUACUCGCCCAUCCCUUGCUCUUCCUUUUCAUCGCUCUUCCUUGCUCUUUUUCUCUCCCAUCGCCUCUUCCCUUGCUCUUUCUCUCUUAUCGCCCUUCCCUUGCACUUUCUCUCUUAUCGCCUUCCUUACUUUCUCUCUUAUCGCCCUUCCCUUGCUCUUUCUCUCUUAUCGCCCUUCCCUUGCUCUUUCUCUCUUAUCGCCCUUCCCUUGCACUUUCUCUCUUAUCGCCCUUCCCUUGCACUUUCUCUCUUAUCACCCUUCCCUUGCUCUUUCUCUCUUAUCGCCCUUCCCUUGCACUUUCUCUCUUAUCGCCCUUCCCUUGCUCUUUCUCUCUUAUCGCCCUUCCUUGCUCUUUUCUCUCUUAUCGCCCUUCCCUUGCUCUUUCUUUCUCUCUUAUCGCCCUUCCCUUGCUCUUUCUCUCUUAUCGCCUUUCCCUUGCUCUUUCUCUCUCAUCGCCCUUCCCUCCCGCUCGCUCUCCCAUCUCCUUUCCCUCCCGCUCGCUCUCUCCUCACCUUUUCGCUUCUCUCACCUCUCUCCUCACCUUUUCACCUCUCUCCUCACCUUUUCACCUCUCUAUCGUUCUUUGCUUGCCAUUCCCCUCAUUCUCCUCAUUUUCCAGCUCUCUUCCCUUCCCAGGGAAAAGUGCUGA